This is a messenger RNA of Cinara cedri, 707 nucleotides long. The record is from the annotation of a GenBank genome assembly. NCBI's taxonomy places the organism in Eukaryota, Metazoa, Arthropoda, Insecta, Hemiptera, Aphididae.
AUGACCGUCACGACCGCCGCGGCCGUCAUGACCGUUUGGUGGUUGGCCGCGAUACUGUGCGUGGCCGGCGGUUUGACGUUGGACGGCACGUACGGCCAGUUCCGCAAGUGGAACGCCGGGCUGAACGGCACGCUGGAAAUGGAGUUCAAGACCCGGUCGCCCAGCGGGCUGCUCAUGUACACCGACGACGGCGGCACGUACGAUUUUUUCGAACUGAAACUGGUCGAGGGCACGAUGCGCCUCCGGUACAACCUGGGCGCCGGCGCCCAGAUACUGAUGGCCGGCCACGAUCUGUACGACGGCCGGUGGCACCGGGUGGCCGUCGAGCGUCGGGGCCGCGUCACGGCCCUGACCGUGGACAACGCGACCAGCACCGCGCCGUCCGCCGGUAAGGAACUGCAGUUCGGCCGGCUCGCGUCCAACUCGGCCGUGUACGUGGGCGGCAUGCCCGGCUGGUACAACGGCCGGCUCACCCGGCUCGCCCUGCCCAGCGUCAUAUUCGAACCGCGUUUCAGCGGCUCCGUCCGGAACCUCAUCUACACCGACGAGUCUUUCCCGUAUCCCAGGCGACAGACCGCGGUCACGGAUCCGGGCCGACAACCAGAAGUGAGUGAUUUUUUUUUUUUUCCAUACCUAACCAAACACAACCCCGUACGUAUUCGCGAAAUUCCCUUUACAAUUCUUAAAAGGUGAUUCUCAACGCCUAA